Messenger RNA from Kluyveromyces marxianus DMKU3-1042, 2001 nucleotides. RefSeq names its product mRNA splicing protein SPP382 (gene SPP382). The transcript has a single exon. Gene Ontology annotation, biological process: spliceosomal complex disassembly. The record is from RefSeq and is a predicted model, not a curated record. The coding region runs from base 1 to 2001 and encodes 666 amino acids. Gene Ontology annotation, molecular function: nucleic acid binding. Gene Ontology annotation, cellular component: U2-type post-mRNA release spliceosomal complex. Lineage: Eukaryota; Fungi; Ascomycota; Saccharomycetes; Saccharomycetales; Saccharomycetaceae.
AUGGAAGAUGAGGACAAAGAGGAACACAAAAGAAGGAAACUCUCUCCGAGCAUGAAUAGUAUGUCUUUUAUAGAUCCAUAUGGAUACAGCGAUGAGGAAGAAGACGUGGAAGACGUGGAGGUAAAGAGAACAAGCAAUAGCAUGGAGAAGAGAUACGGUAUAGGUGCUAAAUUACUUUCAAAAAUGGGUUAUAAGCAGGGGGAAGGUUUAGGACGGGAUGGUAAAGGUAUUGUGAACCCGAUUGAAACAAUAGCACGCCCUAAAGGUGUAGGUUUGGGGAUGCUUAGCGCCGUCCAUAACAUGGAAAAGGGAGAAGAGACUGAUACCUCAUCAGAAGAGGAGAAUUUGAGUCAGAAAAAAACUCCAGUUCGAUUUAAAAGUGUCUCCAAUGCCCAAUUGGAAGGUUUAGUUAAAGAUGUAAAACUUCUAAUGGAACAGAAUAUCCAAAUACCAAAUAAUGUUACAGAAAGAAUCAACAAUUCUCUCCUCAGCAAUGAAGAUAUUGAAGAAAUAAGGAGAACCACAAAGGAUCUUCUGAAAAUAUCAACAGAAAUAAAAACAGUUGAGUCCAGCUUAGAAAGACUUCGACUAGAAUCUAAGCGUGAAUCACAGCAAAGGUCAAUUCUUCGAGAAACGAUGGCCACAAUGUCCGAAAAUGUUGAUGAAAAGAGCGAAACUUCAGCCCAGCUCACUCUAUCUGAGCAAAUAACAAGGUGUCUUGAAGUUGAUGAUGAAUUUCUUGCUGACAAACUUUGCUCUUUCGUAUUAGCGAAGGGCUUGAAACCUUUAGCAUCAGAGGAUGAUUUAGAAACUGCACAGGUUUCCCAGUUGCAACAAAUAGUAGAUUACUUAUCUUACAGGAUGGAAUCGAAGUAUACAUUAAACAACACCCAAAGUGUAAUAUUCAGAAAGAUCUAUGAGCCUUUAUGUAGAAUGCUGGAAUCUACAAAUGAUCAAAAUGAACUUAUAAGAAGAGCCCUAGUGCAAUAUAUGCCUAUUAUCGAGUUUAUUAGUUGCAAAGAGCAUUUCAUUUCAACUUAUGUGAUUCCUUACCUAGAGAAAAAUCUUUCCGAAUCAUUCCUCUAUGACGGAUUCAUGGUUACUUAUAACCAGAUACAAUCUGUUUUAGAAGCUCGAGAAUUAAAAAUGACUAAGGAAUUGAUGAUUCAUAAAUUCGAGAGUUUCCUCAAAGGUUGGACUGCAUCAAAAAGGGUUGUUACAGAGGAUGUUAUAAUAUUAAGGGAAACGAUAGGAGAAUUGAAAUUUUACGAUUUAAUCAAUACCUACUGGCUUCCAAGAUUCGUUGACUAUUUUGAUUCUACUUUCAAUCUUACCGAUGAAUUUAUUGAUUAUAAUGAAAAAGAUGGCGAAGGUGGAUAUAUAUCAGAAGUAGCAGAAGUGAUCCAUGAAUAUGAACCUUUCUUUGACAGUGAUACAAGUAGGAAGGUUUUUGAAGUGAUUAUCAAUUCAAUCCAGAAAGUGCUGUUUCAAUGGUUUGUGCUACAACCUAAAACCUUUGUUCCAGAUGCCGAAUAUUGGGUGAAUCACAUCUUAAAUCAAAUCUGCUCAGAGACUUUGGCUAUGAAUCAUUCAGCGGAACUCAGGAAUAUUUAUAAUUUCGUAAGGAAUCCUUCCCUUGUUUCGGAACAUGACGAAGAGUUGACCCUCCACUCCUUAAUAAGAAGCACACGGGAACAGUGCUCCAAGCGAGACGAAUACAAUAGUACCCCAAUGACAAAAAUUUCGACCACAUUCAAAACAGUUGUUGAAACAUUUUGCCAUGAACAUGGACUAUCACUACGACGGACUGCCACAGAAAACACAACAAUUAAAAUUCUAGGAAGAGAGAAAGUUGUACCAACCUUUAUGGUAUCCAAUUUCAGCAAUAACAAGAAAAUACACGUUGCAUUGUCAGACGAUAUUCUUUGGCUGAAGAAGGGAAACGGCACAUACAAACCAAUAUAUAUUUACGAAUUAUUACACUUCACUUCGGACAAAUAA